Messenger RNA from Gaeumannomyces tritici R3-111a-1, 317 nucleotides. RefSeq lists its product as hypothetical. The coding region runs from base 60 to 317 and encodes 85 amino acids. The transcript has 2 exons. The record is from RefSeq and is a predicted model, not a curated record. NCBI's taxonomy places the organism in Eukaryota, Fungi, Ascomycota, Sordariomycetes, Magnaporthales, Magnaporthaceae.
CUCCCCGCUAGCAUCAUGGUUUCGUUCCUUGGUGAUAUUGGGCUCGAUCUCGCGCCGCUAUGGCAAGGUACGAUAGGUUGGCUGGGGUGCUCUCCCACAUUGUCACAAAUUCCCAGGGCCGGCAAGCCAACAGGUGCCGUCCCGGACACCGCUCGGAGGUCACUCCCGAGCGGGCAGGAGCCCAGACCGCCCCCGCUUCUGGCCAUCCAGGUCCCCCGCAGCGAGCGCGCCGGCCACCUGCUGUGUCGAGACAAGACCGUGCUGGGCGCCAAGACCCGGGGGGCCGUAUUCACUGCAGAGACCCCAUGUUCUGGUAG